Molecule: messenger RNA, 1979 nt
Organism: Pelodiscus sinensis (Chinese soft-shelled turtle)
Lineage: Eukaryota; Metazoa; Chordata; Testudines; Trionychidae
Source: RefSeq, a predicted model, not a curated record
AAGAUUUGAUGCAUGUAAUAUUAUCAACAUCCUGUUUGCAGCAUGGACUUCUCAGGAACCCAGCCCUGCGUGGGGAAAUACCCUUCAUGCCUUGAAAUUGGGAAGAAUGAAACCUUAUGUGACAGAGAAGCCGCACUACUGAGUUCUGGGAAGUUUGACUAUUUGACCACAUUUGUGCUGACCUUGUUAUCUGAGAGUUCCCAAAGGGAGGGACAAUCUCCUAUAUAAUGUAGAUUUUUCAUUAUCGGAGAUCAGGAGUCAGCUUGAGCUGCAGAGACGCCACGGAGCCCAGGAAAGGCCCUGCCUAGAGAUGAAGAAUCUGUUGGUAGUUGCUGUGCUGUUUGCUUGUGGCACAGUUCUGACACAGGGGAGUCUCUGGGAGCUUCAAAGGAUGAUUAAGGAAGUAACCAGGAAGAGUGCCAUUCCGAAUUAUUCCCACUACGGCUGUUACUGCGGAUGGGGCGGGGCAGGGAUGCCAAAGGAUAGCACCGAUCAGUGCUGCCGCCUGCAUGACUGUUGCUAUGACAAGCUUCAGGAUCGUGGGUGCUUCCCCAAAAUAUACAUGUACAGCUACUUCUACCUGAGUGGGAAGAUCCACUGCGGUGAGCUGGCUCCUGGACGGAGAGACAGGGGCUUGGGGGACUGGUGCGAAGAGCUGAGCUGCCAGUGUGACAAGAAGUUUGUGCUCUGCUUGAAGGAACACUUGAGCAGCUACAACAAGGCUUAUCGCUUCUAUUCCAAGAAGAGGUGUGGGAAGGAGGCACUCAUCCAACAACUCUUGGACAAGAUCCUUAGGCUGGCUGCUGAGGACGAGGUGCAGUUUGCAUUUGCAGACGGAGGCCAGCAUUGGGAUGUAUGGAGUAACCGAUUUUCUACAGCCUGCUGGACAGAGGGACUGCUCCUCUUGAAUAGAAGACCAGUGUGGGUUUCUCUUCUUCCAGAUCCUGACAAGUGGAAGAUGAAGUUCCUCUUAGCAUUGGCUGUGCUGUUCUCCUGUAGUGAAUUUGUGGUGCAUGGGAGUCUCUUGGAGUUUCGAAAGAUGAUCAAACAAGCAACUGGGAAAAGUGCGUUCCCAAAUUACACCUUCUACGGGUGCCAUUGCGGCGUGGGAGGCAAAGGAGAACCUAAGGAUGCCACUGACUGGUGUUGCCUGCGUCAUGACUGCUGUUACUCACGGCUCAUAGCUAGCAAAUGUCAUGUCAUAACUGACACAUACCAUUAUACCUACAGGAGAGGGGCCAUAACAUGCGGCCCAGGCAGCUGGUGUAAAAGGAGCAUCUGUAAGUGUGACAAGGCCGCUGCAUUGUGCAUGAAGCGAAAUUUAAGGAGCUACAACAAGGCAUACCGCUUCUACUCCAACCUCAAGUGCAGAGGGAGAAAGCCAAAGUGUUAAGCAAAGGUUCCUGUCCCACCUGGCUCCUUGCAAUGCUCAUUAAACCAUCUCCUAUUCUCAUGCAUUCAGCAUUCCCACACCGGUAAGCAAUCAAGUACUCCACUUGGGAUUGGGAAUUGCUGCCUCUCCAGCCAGCUGCUCUUUCCCGGGUGACCGUAAGGCAGAACUCAAGAGACUGCUCUGAAAUAAGAGACCGGACCUGCCUUAAACAGCAUCAUUAUACACAGGAUCAGAAGAGAAAUUACUUAGAGGGGGAAAGCAACGCAUGUCACAUUUUUGCUAGAAAUACCAAGGAGAACUGGCUCAUGUCUUCUGCCAUGGUUAAGUUGUGCUGGGUGCAGGGGGAGUCUCUCCAUUCUCUUCAAUAGUCUCUUCUGUCUCAGCGCAUAAAGGCAUGUCUAGAAAUGUCAAUUUCCUUUGCUCUUGCUUUAGUGCACAUUCGCUUUGGGCUGCUUCAGAAUAAAACGGAAGAGUAUCACCAUGUUCUCCUGGCCGUGACUCACAGGCGACGACUGGUCACCUUUUGUCAUGAGUGAGAAAGCUGGAAAGAGUUGCCCCCUUCAGCCAGGUUGCUAGUUAAAAUAGC